UUUCCGCAUUUAAAUAAAUUCUAAUUUCAAUGUUAUAACUGAAAUAAUUUUUUUCUAAUAUUUCGUGAGCACGAUGUGAAUUAGUUUUAGAAAAUAAUAAAAUAGUCCAGAACAAACGGGGCGCGUUGGCUCUUUAAACGAAUGUUUGAAAAAUAAUGUCAGAAAAGAAAGGAAUUUUGAAUUUAUUCAUUCGAAAAACCAGAACGUUAAGUAGUUUUUUCCGGGUUUUAAAUUCAAAUGCGGUACAUAAACGUGAUUGAACGAUCGUGAUACCAGAGGGCGAACCAAAAACCGUCGGUGCUCCACCAAUCGGAUAUCGGAACAACAAGUAACUCCCAUAUGUCCGUUACGGGAACCCAGAGGUCAAAAGGGAUACUUCGCUUGGAGCCUCGUCAAGAAAUGGGAGAAGAACAAUAAUAAAUAGAAUGGAGGUGGUGGUGCUACACGUUAAUCGAACGAAUAGUAAACAAAGACAAUAAAAGGAUACUGGAACGUGCACGUUUUAAACACACAUGUGAUUUAUUAUUGUGAGAAGUACGUUGUAAUCGUAUGACCAAAAAGCAAAGAAAAUAAUAAUUGCGAACGCAAGUGAAUGCAGUUAAAAAUAGCAUUUUUAGCGUUUGAUUUUUUUAAUUAAAAAAUAAAAAUGGAUCGAGUGAAACAUACAAUAAUGGAGACAUUUUUUUAUCCGAACGCGUGUUAUGUGUGUCAACUUUACGGUAAAGAAGUCGAAUUAAACCGAUGUCCGGGCUGCAAAAUGAUAGCUUAUUGCUGUGAACAACAUCGGAAGAUUCAUUGGCCACAACAUGAAGAAUUGUGUCAAGUUAUCAACGAUAUUAUGAAAAAUAAUGGUACGCUUUACGAAAGAUACACGAAUAUGAAAGAUAAAAAUGUUUGGUUCGAAUCGAGAAUGAAAUUGAUAAUUUUGGUGCAACGUAAAUUGAGCCGGGAGCUUAUGCACCAUGAGAUGGAAAUGUUGCACUCACCCAGAUGUUGUGUAACGUGUCACGAAACUGAUCCGGAAAAAUUGAACGAUUGUCUGAACUGUCCAUAUGUCAGUUUUUGUAAAAAACAUCCAAAGAUUGAUAGCAAACAUCGAGCAGAUUGCGAGACGUUGAAACUCUGUUUCGAAUCAAACCACGUGUAUAUCGGUUUUGGAAACGAUUUUGUUUCGGAAAAAUAUGGCAAGAAAAUUCCAAAAACUAUGGAUCAAGCAAUAUGCCUUUACAAACCGUCUUACACAUUUGAGAAAAUCUUCAGGCCAGAAAAAAUCUGGAGCCUUAUUGUCGCAGAUCAAAUAUCAAGAGUUUAUACUUUUUUGUGGUCAUUGAAAAAAUUGUUACGUCCAAAGAUGGAAGAAAUGACAAUUCAUGUUGUCGGCUCUAAUUACAUUGAAAUAUUUACUGCUUAUUACUGGCAGCGUGUGAUCCAUCACAUCAAACGUCUCCAGAAACUUGACAUUGUUUUUAUUGGCCCGGAACUUGAGAACAAUUCAGAAAAAAUAAAGUGCUGCAGAGAUUGUGUCAUCAAUCAUCGUCGACUGAAUAUCCAAUAUGUAGGAGAUUUCUAUGCAAACUUCACAACAAGCCAAUCAUUCGCAAAACCUGAUUACGUUAUUGGAUUCAAUUUGGGUAUUCAUGCGUGUCCUCCUGAAAAUGACACUUGGGCCCCAAGUCUCAAAGUAUUAGCGCAGCUGGAUUGCCCUUUUUUCCUCACUUCAUUUUCUGCAUCAGAGUCAAAACUCGAUCAAGAAAGGAUGAAUGUGAUUUUUGGAAAAAAAGUAAAAAUCUUUUGGACCGGAAGAAAUCCAUUUUCUGGCUGGAAACCUUUCUGGAAUUUUAUAGAUGAAGAAAUUUUUUAUCAGAAUCAGUAUUUGACAAUUUACGAAACGUUGGUUUAAAAUCAAUGUUUGUACAUUGAGAUUCAAUGAAAAAUCGAAGACCACGAAAAAACGAUGCAGGGAGAAUUUUUUUUGUUCUAACCAAAUUUUCAGUUCAAUUGUGAAUGAUUUCACGAGGUUCCUUUUAUG
Messenger RNA from Venturia canescens, 2029 nucleotides. RefSeq lists its product as uncharacterized. NCBI's taxonomy places the organism in Eukaryota, Metazoa, Arthropoda, Insecta, Hymenoptera, Ichneumonidae. The transcript has 2 exons. The coding region runs from base 647 to 1900 and encodes 417 amino acids. The record is from RefSeq and is a predicted model, not a curated record.